Dendronephthya gigantea is the source of this 2786-nucleotide messenger RNA. RefSeq names its product V-type proton ATPase 116 kDa subunit a-like. NCBI's taxonomy places the organism in Eukaryota, Metazoa, Cnidaria, Anthozoa, Malacalcyonacea, Nephtheidae. Gene Ontology annotation, biological process: proton transmembrane transport; vacuolar acidification. Gene Ontology annotation, molecular function: ATPase binding; proton-transporting ATPase activity, rotational mechanism. Bases 68 to 2626 code for a protein of 852 amino acids. The transcript has 24 exons. The record is from RefSeq and is a predicted model, not a curated record. Gene Ontology annotation, cellular component: vacuolar proton-transporting V-type ATPase complex; vacuolar proton-transporting V-type ATPase, V0 domain; plasma membrane.
GAUUGACACGGACGAACAAGGACUUUUGGAAAGGAAAGAGAUUUAUAAGAGAAAAUUUGCUUUAAAGAUGGCGGUUGAAAACAAGGGAAAAGAUAUCUCCCUAUUUCGAUCCGAAGAAAUGACAUUAGCUCAGUUAUUUCUGCAAUCCGAGGCAGCAUAUGCCUGUGUGAGUGCCCUGGGAGAGUUGGGUUUAGUCCAAUUCAAAGACUUAAAUCCUGAUGUGAAUGCCUUCCAAAGAAAGUUUGUGAAUGAAGUGAGAAGAUGUGAUGAAAUGGAACGCAAAUUGAGAUUUCUUCAAAAAGAGAUUGUAAGAGCUGAUAUUCACAUAGGAAACUUCCAUGAAAGCCCACCUGCCCCCCAUCCUAGAGAAAUGAUUGAUCUUGAGGCACAAUUUGAACAGCUAGAAAAUGAAAUGAAGGACAGCAAUGGGAAUUUUGAGGCAAUGAAAAAGGGGUUGUUGGAGCUGACUGAGUUGAAGCAUAUCUUGCGAAAGACGCAAGUAUUUUUUGAAGAGCAUGAAGGAAGAACCGAUGACCUGGCAACAUUGCUGGAUGAACAACAAGAACAAGCUGGCUCGCAACUUGGGUUUGUGACAGGAGUGAUCGAUCGGGAACGGGUUCCUGCAUUUGAACGCCUCUUAUGGAGGGCUUGUCGUGGCAACGUAUUCUUCAAGCAAGCCGAGAUCGACACGCCUUUAGAAGAUCCUGUUUCUGGUUUCGUUAUCCAUAAAUGUGUCUUCAUCGUUUUCUUUCAAGGAGAGCAACUUAAGUCGAGAGUGAAAAAGAUUUGCGAUGGGUUUCGCGCUACUAUGUACCCAUGCCCCGAUACUACUCAAGAACGAAGAGAGAUGGCACUUGGGGUGAUGACUAGGAUCGAAGAUCUUCAGACGGUCUUGAAUGAAACCGAAGAACAUCGUCGAAGAUUGUUGUCCACUGUUGCCAAAAGUAUCAAUAAUUGGUUCAUUAAGGUGAGAAAAAUCAAGGCCAUCUACCACACGAUGAAUAUGUUCAAUCUGGACGUGACACACAAAUGUCUUAUUGCUGAAUGUUGGUGCCCAGUUUCUGAUCUCGAUCAAAUACAAGAUGCUCUGAAACGAGGAACGGAUGAAAGUGGUGCUUCAGUGCCAUCGAUUCUCAACCGGAUGAAAACAAAAGAGGAUCCACCGACAUUCAAUCGCAACAACAAAUUCACCGAGGGCUAUCAAAAUCUAGUCGACGCUUAUGGUGUCGCAACCUACCAAGAGGUCAAUCCAGCGCUUUUUACCAUUAUAACAUUUCCGUUUCUAUUUGCGGUCAUGUUCGGGGACUGUGGACACGGCUUCAUUAUGUUCGUUUUUGCGUAUUGGAUGGUGCGAAACGAGAAGAAACUCGCCAUAACUAAACCCGGUGGAGAGAUAUUUGAGACUGUAUUCUCUGGUCGCUAUAUUCUAUUAUUGAUGGGUGCGUUUGCCGUAUAUACUGGCCUAAUUUACAACGAUUGCUUCUCGAAAUCCUUCAACAUAUUUGGUAGUGCUUGGCAUAUAGGCAAUCACAGUUUUCCAGUUGAUGUCCCAGAAGGAGGUAGUAGUAUGUUAGUACCAGCUGGCUACCCCUACUAUCGUGGCAUACCUUACUACUUUGGAAUUGAUCCGAUAUGGCAAUUGGCUGAGAACAAGAUCAGUUUCACAAAUUCUAUGAAGAUGAAGAUGUCUGUCAUCCUGGGUGUCAGUCACAUGCUGUUUGGAAUAUGUUUGAGUUGUGCCAACUACAUGCAUUUCAAGCAACGGAUCAAUAUUUACACCAUGUUUAUACCUCAGGUGCUCUUCCUGCUCAGUAUUUUUGGGUAUUUGAUAUUUUUGAUUUUCUACAAGUGGAUAUUUUUCAAUUCAAGUUCUGAGCAUGCGCCCAGUCUAUUGAUUGUGCUCAUCAACAUGUUUCUGAAAAUCACCAGCCCUACUGCUAAAGAAGAUAAAUUGUUUGACGCACAGCCCGUUAUUGAAAAGAUGUGUGCGAUUUUGGCUGCCGUCUGCAUUCCAUGGCUGUUACUUGCCAAACCUCUGUACCUUCUCUUCCAGCGACAGAAAAUGCGACGUCAGGGUUUUGUAAAGAUUCGUCAGACAAGCGAUGAUAGUCAUGACGAAGGCGAUAAUGAGAAUACUGACGACGAAGGUCAGUUAGUGCACGGUGAUGCCCGCAGUGCAAGCGUAACUCAUGAUACAUUCUCGGGAAGUGGACACGAGGUUGACGAUGAAGAAGAGUUUGAAUUUGGUGAAAUCUUCAUUCAUCAAGUCAUUGAAACUAUCGAAUUUUGCUUGGGGUGCAUUUCAAACACUGCGUCCUACCUUCGGCUCUGGGCUUUGAGUUUGGCUCAUGCAGAAUUAUCCGAGGUUCUUUGGAAAAUGGUGUUUACCUUUGCUCUUGGGAUCAGUAGCGGAUUCGGCAGUGUUGCUGUAUUCCUUAUUUUCGCUGCUUGGGCAGGGAUGACCGUUGCUAUUCUGCUUGUCAUGGAAGGAUUGUCAGCAUUUCUUCACGCGCUUCGUCUGCAUUGGGUGGAGUUUAUGAACAAGUUUUACGACGGUAACGGCUAUUUGUUUGUGCCAUUUUCUUUCAAAGCUAUUGAGUCCGCUGAGGAGGACGAAUCGCAUUGAUGAUGGUUGAUGCGUGUUCGCAUUGCAUGCAGAUAAUUAGAAUAGAUGAGACAACUCGCAUUUAAAAGUUUGAUUAAUGGGUCAAGUUUAAUUUUAAUGAUAAUAGUAAUGUUAUUAAUAAUCUUUUCAAAAUAUACGAGGAUAAUUCGUUGAAUUUCUA